This is a messenger RNA of Polistes canadensis, 1306 nucleotides long. RefSeq names its product probable DNA-directed RNA polymerase III subunit RPC6 (gene Polr3F). The record is from RefSeq and is a predicted model, not a curated record. The transcript is spliced from 4 exons. Gene Ontology annotation, cellular component: RNA polymerase III complex. Lineage: Eukaryota; Metazoa; Arthropoda; Insecta; Hymenoptera; Vespidae. Bases 313 to 1254 code for a protein of 313 amino acids. Gene Ontology annotation, biological process: transcription by RNA polymerase III.
AGAGCAGUAAGUUAGGUUACAGUAGAAGCAGCAGCGACUAGUCGAUCCCAGUUCUUAUAACCUAUAAAGAGGUCCUCGUCUUCCAAUGUGUUUUUGUUUGAAGAAUCAAUAGUAGUAUUCAAAGGAUCUUCCAUUUUGUAUAAUAUAUAUUGUAGAAUAAUCAAAUCAAUAUUCGGAAACAAGUGAUAUUACACGUAUACUUUAUACGUUUGAACAAUAUAAGUGUAGACUGUUCGUUGGUUAGGAGAGAUUUCCUCUUUGAAGCGUUUCGUUGUUCUAGAUAACCUACAAAGUAUAAGGAAAAAAGACCAAAUGGAAAGUGAAACAAGUACUUCGGAAGGACAAGAGAAGGAUAAAGCUAAUGAUCCUAAUGAUCUUGAUAUGACAGAGCAAAAAAUAAUAGCAUUGGCACAAAGUAAACCAAAAGGAAUAUCCGACAAAGAUUUAAUGAGCGAAAUGCCAAAUCUACAGCCGAUCCAAAGAGCACAGAUUAUAAAUAAGUUAUUGGUUAAAGGAUAUUUUGAUUUGUACAAACACAAUGGAUCAUUGCUUUAUCUGUUAAAAGAUCCGUCUAAAACGAAAAUAGCUAAGGGUUCUGAUAACGAAGAAAAGAUUGUCUACAGUAUAAUUGAAGAGGCGGGCAAUAAGGGAAUAUGGAUUAGAGACAUAAGAACUAAAUCUAAUCUAAUACUUAUUCAAUUGAAUAAAAUUCUCAAAAAAUUGGAAAAUAAAAAGUUUAUUAAAGCAGUGAAAUCUGUAGCAGCAAAUAAAAAGAAAGUCUAUAUGGUUUAUGACUUAGAACCAGACAGAUCUAUUACCGGUGGUGCAUGGUAUCAAGAUCAAGAUUUCGAAGCAGAAUUUGUAGACAUUCUUAACCAACAGUGUCUUAGAUUUUUGGAACAGAAAAGAGAAGAUGCAAGCAAAUGGGAUGGCGGCCCUUUAGAUGCCAAAAAUAUAGCAUUUGCCUCAUCUCAUGAAGUUUUGAAAUUUAUUUCAGAUUUAGGAAUAAGCAAGGUCAAAUUGAUGGUUGAGGAUUUAGAAAUGAUUUUAAAUACUUUGAUAUACGACGGAAAAGUAGAAAAAUCCGUGUCUACCGAUGGAACUAACAUGUAUAGAUCCGUAAGAUCUUUAUUAACCUCUACAGGGCUAUUGAAAGCCCCUUGCGGAGUUUGUCCUGUUAUGAAGAAUUGUUGCGAUAUAGGAGAUGUUACACCUACGAAGUGUUUAUACAUGAAGGAGUGGCUGGAGUUUUGAAGAUAUGUAAAUUAUUAAUCGAUUAGCAAAUAAAAAAAAUCAAUUUACUUUU